Messenger RNA from Xylaria bambusicola, 3513 nucleotides. RefSeq lists its product as uncharacterized. The transcript is spliced from 3 exons. Gene Ontology annotation, molecular function: protein binding. The coding region runs from base 1 to 3513 and encodes 1170 amino acids. NCBI's taxonomy places the organism in Eukaryota, Fungi, Ascomycota, Sordariomycetes, Xylariales, Xylariaceae. The record is from RefSeq and is a predicted model, not a curated record.
AUGUUAUGGGCCCCAUGGACGGCUGUUCCUACGUUUCUCUUCAUCUGUGCUCUCCUAGCCUGGUGGCUCAUUGAACCGAAGACCACCCAUCUCAAUCUGAUUGUCGCUGUCGGCUGUGCCCUGUUCUACUGGGCCAUCGCCCCAGGCGUCGCCCAGUCCACGCUUGCUCGCGUGUAUCAGCUAACCAUUGCCAUCGCCGCUUUCCUGCGACUCGACGCCUUGAUUUUAUAUCAUGCCAACAUGCUUCUAACCGGUGUCGCUGUCUUGUGGCUAGCCCACCGCGCUGUCCAGACCCUAAGGAAGUCCGUGACCGAUCUUAUUGGUGUUCUAGGUGUCGAAGUUCCCGAUGCGCCCGAUGUCUCACUCGCUGGAAUACGCGCUGAUGCGGCUACCUUGAAUUGGACGCGUCCCAUACCUACUCGCCCGGUCGCAAAAUUUACAAUCCAGGUGAAUGGCGUGAAUGUCGGUGACUCGGCAAAUCAAGAGACGGCUAUCACCGUGACAGGUCUAAAACCGAAUCAUUACUACAACAUUCGAGUCAUCGCCGUUGGUUAUAACAACUUCCAAGCUGGUAGUCGAGUCAUUCGUUUGCGAACAUUCGACAGAGAUGGCCGACCACAGCUCGGAGAUGGACGCCUUCCUUCGAAUUUCGCUCCCGAUGAACAACAAAUCGCCGCCCCUAACGAUCACACUGAGGAAGAUGGAGCAUCGCGUGGACCCGCGGCUGGUGUCGAAACAGCAUCCAUCCCCGAUAGCUCGUCCCUGUCUCCCCGCGAUGUGAAUCUGAACCACACAGUUGGCAGGCGCAAUACUUUGACGAGGAAGCACUCUCCGUCGACAACCAGUAUGGAGCAGUCUGCGAAAGACAUUAUAGUGGAGCACUCAGCGGAAUCUUUGCAGGAGCUAGGAGCGAAAUUCGAGAGUAUUCGUAAAGAUAUUGAAGAAAUUCAAUUACAGAUUGCCAAGGACGAAAAGGAGCACAAAGAGUUGAUAGAGGAGUUGGCUGAGGAGAAGAAGGUGAAGAGGCGGGUACAAAAAGAGAAGGACGAUACGACUGAGAAGUUGAAGCGCGAGAUGGGGUCAACCGAGAGGGCCAUGCGUAGUGCACAGCAGAGGAAAACCCAAAAGGAGAAGCUGUUGCGGGACAAGGAAGCAGAGCGACAAAAACUUCAUCUGGAUAUGGCAAAAUGGGACAAGGAGAUUGCAUCUAUGCACAAGCGACAGGGAUGUUUUGAGAAGGAAAGGGACCAGUCCCAGGAGCAAGGCGAGGCGCGAAGCGAAGACCUUCGCCAGGAAAUCGCCCAGGCCCAAGCGAAUCUUGCUCAAGAAGAAGCCGAACUGAAAGAGAAGGGUAGAGAAUUGAAAGAAGCAGAGGACCAACGGAAAAAGCUUCCUGGCGGAGAAGAGAGCGAGGAGUGGCGAGAAAAAGACGCCGAGAUCAGACGGAAUUGGGACAUCCGGGUGAAAGACCUACAACGGCGGAUGUACGCCGCCAAUCGACAGCUUCGGAUGGUCAACGACUACGAGCGUGUACUUCAGACUCAGAUAGCAGCGGCCCACCAGUCUGGUCUCCCCUUUAUGUAUAACCAGGCCAACUCAUCCGGCGUUGAUUUUGAUCUCGCAACACAAAAUCAGCUCAAAAGACGAAGCAGGAAUAGCAAUUCCCUAUCCGCAGUUGCGAUUCCUUCUCCUGGCCAGUCGUUUGCGGCGACAGAUCGUCAAUAUGGUGCACCAUCACCUUUUCCCGCAACACGGUCGACAACUAUAUCACCAUUCGCCACAGGGCCUUACAUGGAUGCCAACUUACCUCUCUCAGCUCCUCUAGACGAGGAGAGCUUCAAAGCUCUUACGGGUGGUGCCCCUCUCAGCCCGACUGCCACGUCUCUUUUACCCGCUGGCAUGCUCGACGAUCUCCUUGAUGAUGAUCCUCCCAGCCCUGGGUCUCUUUUGCCCCGCCAUAACACCUUCGGGUCCGGUAUGGGCCACGAAUUUGAUGCGCAAUCCCCAACAUCCUCGAUCCGAUCACCUAGUCUUAUGUCUAGCCCACAAAGCUCCACGCAACAUUUACCAUUUUCUCAAUAUACUGGGGAGAAUAGUGAACGCAGGUCUCUGAGGGGAUUCCGGGGCGACUUUGGCACGUCUUCGUCACCAAUACCAGCGACCACCCAAGCUUCCCACCGCACUCGGUUUAACUUGCCCUGGCUCCAUCGAGCCCCUAAAGAAACAACGGAGGCCCCAGCACUGGGGACACUGAAACCCAAUGAGAGCCAGUCUCUUCCCCGACAGGCCGAAGAUGGCGAACCAGCCCCUAAUAAGCGAAGGAUCAGCUUCUCUGCUGGAUGGAACAUGUUCAACCGAGUCAGUGCACCACCGAGACCCGAGGUAAUGGAAACUACUGCACCUAGUCCAAGGGGUCUUGCAUCACGACGGCUCGGACUUGCGACAAACACAGGUAGUCUAGGUAGCAAUAUUUUCUCGGAGCGCGAUCCCAAUAGUCCCAGACCUCUCUCAAUAGCAUCAUCCGAGAUUCCUCGUCCCUCUACGGAUAGCGGUUCUAUAUGGGGUCGAGGGUUGCAACCACAGAGCCGAUUGUGGGCUCCGGAGGAAAGCCCCUGGAGCGCAUCGCGCAACCCGUCGCGUAGGCCAUCACUGCAUGGGUCUCCUUCCCAGCUGAAGACGACUCUUGCUGAUGCCGACGAUGAAAUCUUGGACGAUUCUGAGCUACUUCAUGCCUCGCCCAGUCAAGUUGGCAUUAUUGGAACCAAGCCAGUCAAGUCGCUAAGUCAACGUCUAAAUCCGGCUGCACCUACAUUCAUGGGCGGCCUGUUUCGCCCAAAAGUAGAAAAGGAAAGAGAAUCAGAUAAGGAAACGAAGGAAUCUAAGGACAAGUCUAAGGGUAAAGGGAAAGAAAAGGAAAAGGAGUCUAAGGAGAAAAAACCUCGACAAUCCUUUACUUCUGUCUCUGAUAUGGGCACUACUUCUCUUGAUGAGUCUCCUUCAGAUCCUCGCAAAUCCAGAGAUACGUUCUCGGUUGAUUCCCCUUCGAUUACGGAAUCACGUGAAUCCCUCAGCCUUGAACAACCGUUUUCGCAUGCGCUAUCUGACCUAGCAGGAAAUCUUGGGGUCAAGGAGCAGGAGAGCGGACUCAGGAAACUGCUACGUAAGGGAAGCUCUUCCAAGUUCAGCUUUUCUUCAGUACGGGGACUAGGCGGCAAAAAGGGGCCCAACAGCGUCACGAGCUCCGAUCGCAAUGUAUCUGGAGACCGCACUAGCUUCGAUGAGUUUGCGGAAGAUAACAGCGCCCAGUUCCUCGGCCGCAGCUAUGACAGUUUGCAUAGUAGCCCUCUGAUCGGACCAACCAGCGGCCCUCGGUCAGCUAAGGACAAGCCAGUUGGCUGGGGUUCGAGGUUCGCAAUCAAGAAGAAGCCAGGCAAAGAAAAGGAGAGCUUGGAUAUUGAUAGGGAUGAUUCAGUUUCGAGCACGGUGCCAAGUACACCAAUCGUGGAAAAGUAA